This is a messenger RNA of Lates calcarifer (barramundi perch), 722 nucleotides long. It is a transcript of the gene cart4, whose product is annotated as cocaine- and amphetamine-regulated transcript 4. The transcript is spliced from 4 exons. The coding region runs from base 113 to 445 and encodes 110 amino acids. The record is from RefSeq and is a predicted model, not a curated record. Lineage: Eukaryota; Metazoa; Chordata; Actinopteri; Centropomidae. Gene Ontology annotation, molecular function: neuropeptide hormone activity. Gene Ontology annotation, biological process: negative regulation of appetite; adult feeding behavior; G protein-coupled receptor signaling pathway.
CGACGACUAACCUGAUAUUAGACACCACAGAAGAAGAAGAGGCUGAACAUCUCCACUGCUCCUGCAGCAUCUUUCAUUAUUUCAGUUCUGUUUUUUAAAUAUAUUUUUGAGGAUGGAGAGUGUGCGUGCCGUCGUCUACCUGUCCGUCUGUCUGUCCGUGCUGACAUCGCUCUGUCAGGGUCAAAGGUCGGUCGACAACCAGCCGCCAUCGGCACCGGACGAGCCGCUGCUCAGACUCACGACCAGAGAGCUGGCCGAGGCUCUGCAGGGUCUCCUGGAUGAAGCCGACAGCAGCCUCGGUCUCUCUGUGGAGAAGAAAGCCAGUGUCAUCCCACGGUGUGACGUAGGUGAGCGAUGUGCGAUGAAACAUGGACCUCGCAUCGGUCGUCUGUGCGACUGUCUGAGAGGGACGGCCUGCAACACCUUCUUCCUGCGCUGCUACUGAACACACACACACACACACACACACACACACCUGUACUUCUGUGUUUGUGACGACAUGAUCCCUGACCCUCCAACAGAAGAACUGAGGACCAGACUAAAUGUCCUCACUGUGCAGCUCUACAGCUGGUCCUCACAAAGAUAGAAGCGCGCGCACACACACACACCUGACUGUCUCUGCAUGUUUCUUUGUUUUAAAGUUUCCGUGUCUGUCCUCAGAUUCAUUUAUUUUUUUUAAAUAAAGUUUGUUCAUAAAGCUGCACGCCUCCACUGACCUCAUC